GAAGAAGACGACCAGCCUGAGCUCGACGUCCCAGAAUAGGAAUCCUUCAUCGACUCCUCUAUCCUCCUCACGCACACUCGCCCAUCAAAUGGCCGCCCGCCCUCGUCCUCCUCGCGAUACUGCGCCAUGGCCGCCCGAAAUCUCAUCGCCUUGGGUGCCAUCAUCCUCUGGUGGUGCGCCCCUGCCGCGGUCUGCGGUGAGGAUGGGAUCGUCGAUGGGGACGUGACCAUCAUCCUCCCCUGCCUGGAGAACCUGAUAGCAUGCCAGGAGAAUUUACAACAACCGGUCGCCUCCUCUGCGUGCUGUUCGCCCAUGGCGUACUUGUUCGAGCACAACUCCAUCUGUAUGUGUUCCCUCUUCUUCAACGAAGAACUCCUGCACAGCUUCAACGUCACGCAAGAGCAGAUAUUCGACCUCACCAUCAGAUGCGGCAUCAGCGUUGCCGCGAACUACUGCAGCAAGUACAUUGAUGAUGAUGAUGUUAAAACCGCAUUGUCGCCUCAAGCUCUAGCAACAUUAGCGGCUCCAUCCCCUACGAAUGAGUUAAGCAAAGCAGCUCCUCGAAAAGGACUGGAGAGUGUGAUGGCCAUGAUUCUGAUGAGCAAGAUGAUAUUAUUUACAUUCGAGUUCAAGAUUUGAGUUCUCUUGUUGCACAACUACUCAGUCUUGUGAGAGUUUGGAAGUACAGAUACAAUGUAAUGAUGUUUUUCCCUUUUUGUUUGCAUCUUCUUUCUUUCUCUCCUUUCUUAGAAUAAAAGGCUACAGUUCAUGUUUCAUUCCAAUGGUUGAAACUUUGAGUCCAAAGGCCACAAAGGGAAGAGAAGAAGAGAAACAUGGUGGUGUUUCUGGAAAAAGAUGGUUAGGAUUCUGUAUCAAGAAGUUCCAAACUCGUGCACUCUUCCAUCUCAAAUUGCUGCCAUGGCUGGUGCAGAUGGAGGAAGAAACU
This is a messenger RNA of Musa acuminata subsp. malaccensis (wild Malaysian banana), 946 nucleotides long. RefSeq names its product non-specific lipid transfer protein GPI-anchored 9. NCBI's taxonomy places the organism in Eukaryota, Viridiplantae, Streptophyta, Magnoliopsida, Zingiberales, Musaceae. The record is from RefSeq and is a predicted model, not a curated record.